AUGUUAUUUCUUUAUUUUCUUCCAUUGCAGUACAUCGGUUCAUUCUCAGUGAUUGGAGUAGACCAAGGUAUGAGAACUAAUUUUGUGAAGAAGCAUCUCGAAGACAUGAGGGAUGUGGUGAAGAGUAUCAAAGUGUUGCUGGUCAUUUCAUUGUCUGGUGUGAAAGUAUGUAGUAGCAAAGGGGAGAGUGUAUACAUGGCUCAUGCCUUAAAACGAAUAUCCUUUGCGACCUGUGACCCGGAUUAUUGCCAGUUCUCUUUUCUUGCCAGAGAGCCAAAAGGACAGAUCAAUGUUCAGUUCUGUCAUGCUUUUGUCACCCGCAACUCUCCAGAAGCUGAAGAACUUAACACUAUCAUCGGGAAUGCUUUCAAGAUGGCCUACGCACAGCAACGUCAACGGCAGCCAACAUUCAAUGAGCUGAUCGAGCGCCAGAUCCAGGAACAGAAGGCCAAGUUUGCUGAGGACCAGGAGCAGGCAGAGAGGGACCUCCAGCAGAAGCUCAACGAGAUUGCCACUCCAACCCCGUUCUCAGAGAAGGCCAUACAGAGGAUGGAGAUGAGACGACAACUGAGCGAAGAAACAGCGCAGGAGAGAGAGAAGGAACUUGCACAACAACAUCACCAGCAGCAACAGCAGCAGCAUUCAAGCACUGCCACACUGCGGAGCUGGCUUUGGGGAAGGCAGACGACGGAACGUGUGAAACACCGGUCACCAGUUACGGAACUCCUAUCGCUGACCUCUGACCGCGGCUCGCCGCCACCUGCCCUUAUCAAGCCAUCCUCUAGUCCCGCCCACCUGAGGCCACAGCCACACAACAGCACCGAUCACAGCCUCCACGGCCAGCAGCGUAACUCUGUACCUCCUGGGGUGAGCAACUCCCACUCCUUGUCUGUUAGCGCUAUCCAACAAUGCUUUGAGAACUGUCAGGUGAAGGGGUCUCCCGUGACUGCUUUAAAAGAUCAAAUUGACAAACACUUCGGUGAUUGCUCCCUUGAAUCCUUAGAUCUGGAAUUUGGCCACCCUGACACAUAUCUAUACCCUGCUUCUAAACUAAAGCAGAAAGAUGGGGAAAAGCCCAAACUGUCCAGCAUCCAAAACAGACCCCUUCCAGCCCUACCAAUUGAUAGAAAUGGACAUAGUAAAUCUAGUAUACAGCGAUCGUCGCUGCAGAAUUUAUCGUCGACGGACGAUGGUGAUCGCACGUCUUCAAGUUGUCACGUUCCUCUCAGAGAGUCAGUCCAUCCGUAUAACCCACGGCGGAGGGAGAGCUCUCCGAAGACUAAGGGUCAGAGGCCGCUGAGCGGAGCAGCAUUUGAUAUAAAAAAAAGCUACAACGGUUACAGCCGGGCAUUGUCAUGCGAUGCCUCGUACUACGGAUACAGAUCCAGCGUCCACUGCCCCCAGGCGUCGCCUCUAGUGAAGCAACAAAGCUUCCCAGAGACAGAAAGCACAUCUCUGCAGCAGUUAUAUACGUUAGAAGGACAUGGCAAACACAUUGAGGAACCCUGCUUGCCUGCUAGUUGUCCAAACAACAGCAGCAGCAGCAUCACUGACCACCAACAUUGGCGACCGACACUUGACAUUGGGAGGCACUUGUCGCCAAUGGCACGUCAUUCAAGAAAGGAGCCGCAUGCACCUCAGCUCCCUAUUUCCCAACCUGGACCAACAUCAUCUCCACAGUCGUCAAGGUACCAAAAUGAUAGUCUCUUUCAAUACCAGGGUUAUUAUGAUAGUUCCAUACCGAAUUCACCGUCAAGGUAAGUCCCAGCUUAUUUCG
This is a messenger RNA of Octopus sinensis (East Asian common octopus), 1777 nucleotides long. RefSeq lists its product as uncharacterized. The record is from RefSeq and is a predicted model, not a curated record. The transcript has 6 exons. Lineage: Eukaryota; Metazoa; Mollusca; Cephalopoda; Octopoda; Octopodidae. Bases 1 to 1761 code for a protein of 586 amino acids.